AUGAAUUCAAGAGAUGUUCAGAUCUUCAAUCACGAUGAAGAAACUGAUAGUCAGCUGAGUUUUGAUAUUAAUGAAAAUGAGGACGAUGUUAAGGACGACGAUGACGUUAUACAGUUACAGCAAAUUCUUUUUCAUACUGCGCAAUUUCACUCAGUCAGGAGCUUGGAAUCAAGUUCUAGCAAUGUUGCGGGUAAGAAAAUUAUUGAACUGCAUUAUUCUUUUAUUUAUGGAUCGAUUGAAAAAUUAAACAGUAUUCGAGAAGAGGGGGAAUCCUCAUGUAUGUACUGCGACAUAUGUGAAGAUGUGUUUCCUUCGAACACGAUGAUUCGGGGCAUCGAUUACCCACAUUUAUACUACGAAGAAUGUAUACAGAAGCACAUUGCUAAAAAAAUCAACGAUAAUAUUUACGAAGUUAAGUGCCCUAUUGCAAAUUGUAAGGGAGCCAUGGAUCUUGAAUUUUUGUUGCCUUAUGUUGUUUUUGAUCGUGUUGUAAAUGCUAAUCGAGAAGCUAAAGUUUUGACUUCACCCUAUAUUAUGGAUUACCCUUAUGAAUAUUGCUCGGGAAUAUUGAUUGAUGAUGGUAAGGGAUAUUUGAUUAGGGCAUGUCCCAAUUGCUGGAGGAUUUUCUGUGCGAGAUGCAGAGAUACUUGGCAUUGGGGAAUAACAUGUGAAGCUUAUGAUCAUAUAUCAAGUCAAAUGAAUUUUAUUGUCCGACGAUUUGAAGGAUUUGUUGUUCAACAUCCCCAACAAGAAGAAUAA
Messenger RNA from Capsicum annuum, 759 nucleotides. Its product is annotated as E3 ubiquitin-protein ligase lubel-like. The coding region runs from base 1 to 759 and encodes 252 amino acids. Gene Ontology annotation, molecular function: ubiquitin protein ligase activity; ubiquitin conjugating enzyme binding; zinc ion binding. Gene Ontology annotation, biological process: positive regulation of proteasomal ubiquitin-dependent protein catabolic process; protein polyubiquitination; ubiquitin-dependent protein catabolic process. The transcript has a single exon. The record is from RefSeq and is a predicted model, not a curated record. Gene Ontology annotation, cellular component: cytoplasm; ubiquitin ligase complex. NCBI's taxonomy places the organism in Eukaryota, Viridiplantae, Streptophyta, Magnoliopsida, Solanales, Solanaceae.